Molecule: messenger RNA, 1924 nt
Organism: Ipomoea triloba (trilobed morning glory)
Lineage: Eukaryota; Viridiplantae; Streptophyta; Magnoliopsida; Solanales; Convolvulaceae
Exons: 3
Coding region: 60-1823 (587 amino acids)
Source: RefSeq, a predicted model, not a curated record
UGCUCCCACCCAAAAUUUGUUACUUUUCAAACAGUGCCGCCGCAACGCUGCCGGCUCUCAUGGCAUUUUCCACUCGUCUUUUCAUCUUUGGCUCUCACUCGGCACAGGUUUUCACAGUAGAGCUGCGUGAUGUUAGGAAUGCUUUACAGACUCUAUUUCUUGGUUGCCUCAUUUUAUUGUGUGCACUGGCAACAAACAUUAGCUGCUCAGAUUCAACGACCUUAAAAAUCUCGAAGAUGUCAAUCGAAAACGCCUUCCGGCUUCCUUCUCCGCUGCCCCAAUGGCCACCGGGAACUGGUUUCGGCGGCGGAACGAUUGACCUGGGGGGAUUAUUGGUGUCACAAGUAUCAACCUUUACUAAAAUCUGGGCGGCCCAAGAAGGCGGACCUGACGGAAUGGGGGCCACCUUUUUCGAGCCGUCCGCCGUACCAGACGGAUUCCACGUGCUCGGACAUUACGGCCAACCCAAUAACGCGCCACUUUUCGGGUGGGUCCUGGUGGCGAAAGACGUCACAAACGGCGGCCGAGCGGCUUUACAGACGCCGGUGGACUACACCCUUGUUUGGAGUAGCGAAAACGCCAAGAUUAAGCAGGACGGCGCCGUUUAUAUCUGGGCGCCGGUGCCCUCCGACGGGUAUAAACCCGUCGGUCACGUCGUUACCGCCUCUCCUCAGAAACCCCCUCUCGACAAAAUCCGAUGCGUUCGCGUGGAUUUCACCGACGUCUCGGAAACCGAGGAUUGGAUCUGGGGAACAAACGGGCUCAACGUUUACUCUUCCCGCCCGAAAAACAGGGGAACUAAAGAUUCCGGUGUAAGCACAGGCACAUUUCUCGCCGGAGAUUCCGUCCCAUCUUGUCUCAAGAAUCUUAACACCCCCAACCCAUCUUCAAUGCCCAAUCUACCCCAAAUCAAAUCUCUCCUCCAAACCUACUCCCCAUGGAUUUACUUUCACCCCGACGAAGAAUUCCUCCCUUCUUCCGUCCCCUGGUUUUUCAAAAACGGCGCGUUACUCUACACCAAAGGCCAAGAAUCUUCGCCGGCGCCUAUCGAACAAACCGGCGCGAAUCUCCCGCAAGGCGGCAACAGCGACGGGGCGUACUGGCUGGACCUCCCGACCAACGACGCAGACAAAGACAGAGUUAAGAAAGGAAACCUUCAAGAUUGCACGUGUUACGUUCACGUUAAGCCGAUGUUGGGUGCGACGUUUACGGACAUUGCGUUGUGGAUGUUUUACCCGUUUAACGGUCCGGCCAGGGCGAAAGUGGAAUUCCUGACGAUAAAACUGGGGAAGAUCGGAGAACACGUCGGAGAUUGGGAGCAUGUGACGUUGAGGAUCAGCAACUUUAAUGGGGAAUUGAAAAGGGUGUAUUUCUCAGAGCAUAGUAGAGGAAUGUGGGUGAGUGCCUCUCAGGUUGAGUUCCAAAAUGGGAACAAGCCGGUUGUCUAUUCAUCUUUGCACGGCCACGCAGCUUAUCCCGCACCUGGACUGGUAUUGCAAGGAAGCAAAGUCAUAGGUAUAAGGAACGACACGGAGAAAGGGAACACGGUGAUGGAUACGGGGGCGAGUUUUUCUAUAGUGUCAGCAGAGUAUUUAGGGUCUGUAGUUACAGAGCCGCCAUGGUUGAACUACGCUAGAGAAUGGGGUCCAAAGAUCAACUACGAUAUUGCCAAGGAGCUGAAGAAGGUGGAGAGGUUCAUGCCAGGGAAGCUGAAAGCUGAACUGGAGAAAGUCGUUAGAAGCCUUCCUAAUGAGGUUUUGGGCGAGGAAGGACCGACUGGUCCUAAAUGGAAAGACAGUUGGAGUGGAGAUGAAAGGAGUUAGACCCAUUAACACAAUUAAAUAAAUAAAUCCUAUUCACUAAUUAUCCUGAAUUAGUUGAUCCCAAUUUGCUUAAAAUAAAUAUAUACAUAUUUUUAAUUGCU